GCGUGCACGGUGCCGAUGAUCCCUCGUUUCGCCGCGUUUGUGUUCGGGUAGUUGCGUUGUACGGCGUCCGACGGAGCGUCUUAACGACAACGACGACGGACAUUAAUCUGCGUGUGUAACACGAGAAUCGCUCGUUGAAUAACCAGGUUCGCUUGGCGGUCGUGCCGCACGUACGGCCGUUACGGCGAGCGGCGGUAACGACGACGACGACGACUACGAGGACGACGACGACGACUGUCGCAGUGACGGUGAUUAAAUCGUGCAGACUUGGUCAGUACCGACGGACUCGCGAUAAUCCUCGUGUUAUUUCCUUCUCGCCGCGAGAACCGAACUCGUCUCCGUUGGCAUGACGAAGGACGCGAGAUCUCUGUUUCCUACGGCGAGGUAAUGUGUGUUGACGUGCGCGAGUGAAAACACCUCUCCGCGUAUCGUCCUUGUCCCGCUUGCGAUCGAGGGACGACCCGCGGGUGGAUAGUCUUCCGGAGGCAGUGACGAGAACGACGUGCGCAGCCACGACGACGGCGACGUGACGGCGACGUGCGACGUCUAGCAUCUCCGCCCGACCAUGGCGGUGAAUCCGCGUGAUAUGGACGGCUUCAUGCCGCUCCUGUCAACGACGGAUAUCAAGAAGAAGCUCAACGUCGGUACCGCGCUGCUCAACUUCCUAGGUGACUUGAGCAAGAGCAUCGAAUGCCAGGACAUCGGCAUGUUCAUCGACAAUGUUAUUCCCUGGCUCGGCAACGGCAAUCCCAAGGUUGUCCAGAAUGGUUUAGAGAUCCUCACGUAUCUCGCGGAUCGGAUGGGUCACGACUUCAAACCUUACAUCUCCACCAUCAUCCAACCGACGAUAGACAGGCUAGGUGACAGUAAAGAUGCUACCAGGGAGAAGGCGCAACUGGUGCUCCUGAAAAUUAUGGAAAAGGGAUGCAUGUCGCCUCAGAAUCUUCUGGAUAGACUUCGUCCAGCCUUCAAUCAUAAGAAUGCAAAAUUACGAGAGGAGGCCCUGAUUCUGUUGACGACUACGUUGAACGAACAUGGAGCAGAUGAGAUGGCACUAUCGGGAGUAAUUCCGAGCAUCGUAAAGCUGCUGUCGGAUCCGUCGGAAAAGGUUCGGGAAACUGCUCUGAACACGCUGGCGGACAUCUAUCGACACGUAGGCGAGAGAUUACGCGUCGAUUUGCAAAGAAAACACAAUGUGCCGCAAGCCAAAAUGCUCCUGUUAAUAGAGAAGUUCGAUCAAUUGAAGGCCGCCGGUGAUCUUUUACCCUUGGCAAUGUCGUCCGAUGUUGGCAAAGAUACCGACGAACUUGAUCGAGCAGCGAUCAAAUCGGCUCCCGUUAAAAGGCUUAACAUGCCUCCGAAAAGAGGUCAAUUUGGGCCUGCUAGAACACCAUCCUCUGCCUUAGCUCCUCCUGGUACUUCAUCCUAUUCAGUCCCAAGGGCAGCGACCGUCAAAAGAACUCAAUCAGUAAGAUCGACCUCAGCGCAAGCCGGAGCCGUUGACGAAGAAUGCUUUAUUACUGCAUUCGAGGACGUACCUACCAUUAAUCUAUUCUCAGCAAAAGAUCUCGAAGAACAGAUGAAGAGUAUCAGGGAUACCGUGGGUGACGAUAAAAAGGAUUGGAAACAAAGAAUGGAUAGCAUGAGAAAGUUAAGAGCCAUUGUACUCGCAGGUGGCACUAAUUACGAAAAUUUCCACGAGUGCCUAAAGAGCGUACAGCGACCGUUCGAUCAGGCCUGCACCGACCUUAGAUCCCAAGUAGCGCGAGAAGCGUGUAUAACUCUCGCUUUUCUGAGUCAGAGCCUGAAGACCAAAUUCGCCAGUUUUGGCGAUAUGGUUUUGCUCACGUUAAUGAACCUCAUACAGAACAGUGCCAAGGUCGUAGCGACAGCCGGAGCGGUGGCAGUUCGGUUUAUCCUUCAAAAUACCCACUGUUCUCGAUAUGUGCCUAUUAUUAUAUCGUGCGUGAGCAACAAGAGCAGAGAUAUUCGUAGAGCGUCUUGGGAAUAUCUGGCUUUAAUCCUGCAGACCUGGCCUACGCAGAUAUUGCAGAAGCACAUAACAAUAUUGCCGGACGCACUUAAAAAGGGCAUCGCGGAUUCCGACGCAGAAGCACGAGUCUUCGCCAGGAAAUCAUACUGGGCAUUUAAAAAUCACUUUCCAGAGCAGGCUGAAAUACUACUUAAUAAUUUGGACGCGACGUAUAAACGCUCCUUGAUGUCUCUUAGCAAUAGUGGUAGUAGUAACAGCUUAAAUGUCAUGGCUAAUAUGAGAUCGUCGAGCGUUAGUCCACGUACAGCCAGACCCGUGAUGAGCGCGGCAGGUAGUACGGAAAAUUUGCAUCAGACCACGGGUCAACCGCACGGUCCGCUCAGACGUACUCCGUCCUUGCCUCGGUCUUAUCGUCAAUCUGGUAUCCCGAUACUACAAAGACCAACAGAUAGUCAUUACCGAGGUACACCAGGAGUUAGAUCUACCAGCGCAAUUGAUUUGCAAGCUGCUCAAAGGGCGAAAGUGAGAGUGAUGUACGCGAAUAUGAGCAGACAAAAAGCAGCGGCACUUCCUCGUCCUACUAAAUGCCCGGAUCCCAAUGCGAUUGCUAGCCCAGAAAGAGUUGCAAGGACGAGGACAAGAGUGGCGGGAGUUUCACAAUCUCAACCUAGCAGUAGAUCGGGUUCCCCGUCGUCUAGAUUAAGUUACGCCACGUACAAUCGCGAAGGUGAAUCACUGAUAGGCAGACCAAGGCGAUUAUCCGGACAUACUAUUGGCAGCACAAGCAACAGUCGUGAACCGAGUCCGCAGAGAUUUGGGAGCAAACUAAGAGGGAGGAAUCUACACAUGUCGCCAACGGACAGCACUAGACCACCAGUGAUGGCGCAGAAGAUGCUGCAGAAGUCACGCGAAGCGGAGUCUGCGCUGGCGGAUGCUUUAACCUUCGACAGUAUCGACAAUUACACCAGAAUACCAGGCAACAAAGGGGAUCAUAGUGACGACAGCGAAAACAGCAGUAUAUGUUCGGAAAGAAGUAUAGACGGUUUUAGACGAGCCAGUGAUUCGUUCUCAUGGAGUGGCUCUCAAUCGAGAUUAUACCGUGAUCCAUGGGAUCAGUCUAUCCCAAAGGACAUCAAAGAGAUUAUUGAAAACUGUGCUCAUAAACAUUGGGGAGACAGAAAAGAAGGUUUAGUGGGUUUGCAACAUUAUUUGAGCAACGGAAAUACUUUGACAACAACAGAUUUGCGUAGAGUGACAGAUAUUUUUACGAAAAUGUUUAUGGAUUCUCACACCAAGGUGUUUAGUUUGUUCUUGGACACGUUGAACGAACUACUAAUUACUCACAACGAAGGUCUUGGCGAUUGGUUAUAUGUUUUAUGUGCAAGGCUUCUCAACAAGUUAGGCACCGAUCUAUUGGGAUCUAUACAAACAAAGAUACACAAAACGCUUGAUGUUGUGAGAGAUUGUUUCCCGGGCCAACAGCUUCUACCAGCUGUGAUGAGGUAUCUGACAGAUCCAACCCAAACACCAAAUUCUCGCGUGAAAGUAGCAGCAUUGACUUUUAUCACGCAGAUCACUGAAACGGCAGAACCAUCCGCGCUGGGCAGUUCUGCAGCGACAGCACUUGCACGACUGCUCGACUGGUCGAAUGACGGCAAAAGCCACGACGUGAGAAGACAUGCGCAAAACGCUGUGAUAUCACUUUAUAAUCUUAAUCCGCCUCAAGUUACUAUGAUACUCUCCGAAUUACCAAAAUACUAUCAAGAAACAGCCUGGCCUCUAGUGCAGAACCAUUUAAGGAAAUCUUCCACUUCUAGUACUCCGGCAUCACCUGGUACGCCACCGCCUAGAUCGCAGAAUUCGCCCGCUCGAACGAAAGCGAAAAACGAUGUUAAAGCGGACAAGACUGAAAUCGAUGGAGGAGACGAGAACUUGGAGGAAGUAUAUAAAUCUCUACGACGCACGACCGCCGAAAUCCAAAAUUACGGCUUCGAACGUUUAGAGAGAGCCACCACCAGCAAAGAUAGUGGUAUCAGCAAUAUGGCAGAUGUAGAGGAGAGAAUGGAAGGUUUGACGUUAUCCAAUUCGGGUCGAUCCUCGUCCGUUUCCUCACCGACGCAACGAGGACGGUCUGUUAGCAAUAUAACGGUAAAUGGAUCUGAUACAAUUGCCGGUGAUUUGAUUCUACCUCAAGAGAACAAUGGUUAUAAAACGCACGGAUCAUCACCAGAUUCAACAAACAGACCAGAAAUCGUGGAUAAUAUGGUUAAAACUCUGCAAUCUAAAGUAGCACAAACUACGGAAAAAGUAUCGGCGUUGCAAGAAUUUCAACUCUAUGUCCGCGAAGGCGAUUCGUCAUAUAUUAAACGAAAUUUCAAGAAAGUGCUCAAAGUUUUGUUAGACAGUUUAUCCAAUGACGGCAAAGUGAUACAAGUUGAAGUGCUACAAACGCUGAUCGAUAUGCUUAAGUGUUCCGAGUUGAUAGAAAGCUUUUCCUCUUACAAUGAGUUAUUAAUAUUGAAAGUUAUUUAUGCCUACAAGUCAGACGAUCAAAAGGUCGAUUCUUCCAGCGGUAGCGGUGGCAGAUCUCCAGUUCAUUGGAAUGCGGAAAAAUGCGCGGCGACAAUGGCCAUGGUUUUAAAACCGGAACAAAUUAUCCAUUUGGUCUCCACUAUAAUUGCUACAGAGUCAUACCCAUUGAAUAUGGGCGCGAUAAAGAUGUUGCACAAGGUGGUAGAGCAUUGGGGUCGAGAUGCUAUUGAACCUCAUCUUGCCAAAGUUAUGCCUGGUCUUAUUAAGGCUUACGAUGACAAUGAGAGCGCGGUUCGUAAGAGCGCAGUGUUUUGCAUGGUGGCAAUCCACGUCGCGGUCGGCGAGGAGGCGUUGAAGCCGCACCUAAGUUGCUUGUACUCCAGUAAGCUCAAGCUACUGAACAUCUAUAUACAACGUGCGCAACAACAGGCGAACAGUCAACCCGCGAGUCCGCGUAGUAACAGCAAGAAUUAACCAAUAUCCAAUACCACGACUCUCAGGGUCGCGAUACUUAAGAGAUUCGCUCGCUUUGGCGCGCGGCAUGAGCGAGUGCUUGUUAGCUUCCUCAGUAAGUCCGAUCCAUCAUGAUGGUUAAUGACGACGGUUUUAACAGUAUGACUCGGAAGUUUUGAUACGAUAGAGACUGAUGUGCGUAUGUGUGUGUGCGUCACUUCGCGACGGAGUGCGAAUCACUGUCUGUUCGAGACGACAAAGAUAUAUGCAGAAUCAACGCGACGAUGAUUGUUUUGAUGUUACGUUUAUCGAAUUAAUUGUUAAAACAAUAAGGGCUUUGUAUAGUUGGUUAAUUCUUAUUAGAGAGUAAAGCAAAGGGAAUUCGUAACAUACGGUUCACAGAUUUUUUCAUCUUUUAUGAGAGUAUGAAACAACUAUAUUGCUAUAAGAUUAAUUGUACUUUAAGUGAGCAUCACAUAGUAAUUUCGACUGAUACAUUUUUAAGUAUCGUUCCGUGAUACGCAAGGAGGUUUUUUUUUCUGUGGAAAGGUUUGUGAAAUUAUUUAUGCAAUAUUAUAUAUUCCUUUA
Messenger RNA from Mycetomoellerius zeteki, 5566 nucleotides. It is a transcript of the gene chb, whose product is annotated as CLIP-associating protein. The record is from RefSeq and is a predicted model, not a curated record. Gene Ontology annotation, cellular component: mitotic spindle; cytoplasmic microtubule; microtubule organizing center. The coding region runs from base 566 to 4999 and encodes 1477 amino acids. NCBI's taxonomy places the organism in Eukaryota, Metazoa, Arthropoda, Insecta, Hymenoptera, Formicidae. Gene Ontology annotation, molecular function: microtubule binding. Gene Ontology annotation, biological process: establishment of mitotic spindle localization; mitotic spindle assembly. The transcript has 27 exons.